This is a messenger RNA of Bursaphelenchus xylophilus (pine wood nematode), 2306 nucleotides long. The record is from the annotation of a GenBank genome assembly. Lineage: Eukaryota; Metazoa; Nematoda; Chromadorea; Rhabditida; Aphelenchoididae.
AUGAGUAAAUAUAUCGAACGGUAGGUAUCCACAAAGAUCCUCAUAAUUUUAUAGGAUUACCCACAUUGAGAACCUUCUGCUGAUACAGAAUCUGGUCAUAGAUACGUCUGCCCUGAGGGAAGCCUGUGCUUUUGGGAUACCGGAUCUGUUAAGACCUCUUUGUUGGAGGCUGUUUCUUGGAUUUUUGCCAAAAGAAAGACAAGAAUGGCACGCCGUCUUGACCAAGCAAAGGGCUGAUUACAAGGCCUUGGUCACAAAUAUGAUUGAAGCCCACAUCGAAUGUUCUGAAGAAGGCCCAGUUGAUCACGUGAGUAUAGUUAUUGUUUGUUUGACAAGUAAAGUUCUUCUAAGGGGUAUGGAGUUACACGUCGAGACACAUAGCAAAAAAAAAUUCUGGUUCAGAAGAUGCAAAAUUUAGCUAAAAUUUUUUGUUUUGUAAGGGCGAAAAACCCCUCAGAACUUUUCUCGCAACACCACGCAAAUGCCAGGGUUUGCCUUACAAGCGAAUGCACUGUAUGUGUAAAUCGAUUUUGGCUUGGGACAUAGAUCGAAAGGUGUGUGGUAGUCGAUCAUUGACUUGGGGGGAAAUCUCUGCGCAGGGCUUCAAAGCCGGGAAAUCGGCUUUAAAUUUUGGACGAAAAUCAAAGGAUAGGGAUCCCGUAAAAGAAGCAAUAAAAAGUAUGAAGCAGUGGCCGAGUGGUCAGUGAGCUUGCUUUCUGCACAAAAGAUUGUAGGUUCGAGUCUUUCCAAGCUCAAAUCGUCAUUUGUCGUUUUUACUUUUCCUCACUUUGUAAGGCUAUACGUUUAAAAAAAGUUAACACAAUGGAACUUUGUUAACUUUUUCCUGUCCGUUGCUACUUUUUUUCGUUCAAACUUUGAAGCCGAUUUGUUCGGCUUUGAAGCCACGCGCAGAGAUUUCCCCCCAAGUGAAUAGUCGACUACCACACACCUUUCGAUCUGGCUAUGUUCCAAGCCAAAAUCGAUUUACACAUAAAGUGAUUUUAUUAAAACUUUUGGUCAAAAAGGCAUUUGCGUGGUGUUGCGAGCAAAGUUCUGAGGAUUGUUUCGCCCUUAGAAAACCAAAAUUGGGCAGCUAAUUUUUACAUAUUCUGAAUUAGAAAAAUUUUACGAUUUUCUUGAUAUAUGUGUCGACCUGUAAAUCCAUACCCCAUAGAAGUACUUUCCUUGUGAAAUUUAUAUUUGCACAUUAUUAAGCAUGUCUUUCAGCCGUUAUCGGAUGGAAAAGACAGUCAAUGGGCCAAGUUCUUUGCAGAUAACGACGUCCUCAUUCAAAUCGACAAAGAUGUUCGACGUCUGAGGCCAGAAAUAGAUUUCUUCCAACGAAUUAGCCACUAUCCGCUAAAGUAAGUUAAGGAGAAAGAAUAAUAUCCUCGCAGGGAAGGGCAGAAAUUAUCUGCCCGUCUGAAUACCCUUGACAACAAUGGGGAACCCGUGGAACAACCGAACGGAGAAUAUCACUGGCAGGUGGUGGAGAGGAUACUUUUUAUUUACUCUAAGGUUAAUCCGGGCAUCAAGUAUGUUCAGGUAGAGUCAUCCUAGAUGUUAAUAUGAUUAUUCAGGGGAUGAAUGAGAUCAUUGGACCUAUCUAUUACGUAUUUGCCUCUGAUCCCGACAAAGAGUGGGCGGAGUCGGCCGAGGCCGAUACUUUUUAUUGCUUCCAGCUUCUGAUGUCGGAGAUCAAAGACAACUUUAUCAAAUCUUUGGACAGCAGUUCUUGCGGGAUCGAAUGGACUUUGGCUCAUUUCUAUCAACUAUUUCAAGCAGUGGACCCUGAAUUGUAUCACCAUGUUGUUAUAAAGCUAGAUGUGAAGGCCCAAUUUUACGCCUUCAGAUGGCUUUCCCUUCUUUUGUCUCAAGAAUUCUCUUUGCCUGAUCUAAUCAAUAUAUGGGAUACUGUAUUUGCAGCACAAAACAGAAUGGAAGCGACCGAGUUUAUUUGUUUGGCCAUGCUUUGCCAAUUCAGAAUCGAACUCCUGAACGGAGAUUUCAGUCAAGUUGUGAAGUUCUUGCAGGUAAGGAUCAGUUGGCAACAACAAUGGAACUGCUGACUUCAGAACUAUCCAGUGAUUGAUACAAGCCAAUUGAUUGCACUGUCAUGGGAAAUAAAAGGCCGACAAAGGAGUAACAAUAACAAUGGGCAAAGAAGCACAGGGAAGUUCUGGAACAAGGAAAGACUCUCGGCCAUGGUCAAUGGGGCCAAGGAAAGGAUAUCCAACUAUACGACGUCGAGAAGGGCCGCCAACAAGAGUGAUGGCGCCAUCAGUUACAGGCAUUCUCCAUCGUGA